AGCUGGUUUGCUUCCUGUUGGUCGAAGGUCAGUGGCACGAUUGCUUGAGAUGUUCAAAAUGAAGUUCAAUAAUUGUAUUAUUUGUAAGGAUUAUGGUAACGAAUAUGGAUGAGGUACAGGUGGAAGCAGAACAUUUAGAAAUAAAGUUGUGACUUUCCACUGUGAGAUUUGUUAGCCGUAGCAAACAUGUGACAUUACCAGCAACGAGAGCCAGCAGCUGCACCUAGUGUAAUAAUGGAUGACCACAAUGGGGAGUGUUUUGAGCACCACGAGGAACUUUUUGCUCCAAUAAACACUUCAGACUCUGAACACGAUUGCUUGAAGGAGUUUUUGUUGGAGCCGGAAGACGUGUCAAGGAGCGUGCCGGGUAGUGCAGACAGCUGUGACGUUCUAAGCCCUUUCAUCGGCUUGGGCAAUCACGUGGGUCAUGAAGUUGGCCUGAAGCCCCUCGGAACAGAACAGCAAAGUGUGUUUCAUAACACCUUGAAACUUCCUAAUCAGCUAGAUAACAACAUCCCGCUGAAUAAUUUCGGUUCCAUAGUCAAUUCGCACGGGAGUGUUGACACUUGUGCUGGCACAAAUACUGGUUUCUCUUUGCCCGUGGAAGCAGCGGUUGAUGGUUUGCACUCGAGUGGGCAGUCACCAUGCAUGAACUUUAACCGCGUAGGUGAAAACAUUCCGCAAUUGCCCGAAAGUUUAUUAUUAGGUGACCAUGCUGUGAAUUUCCUUCCCCAACAGUUGAACUAUGGGAACAACUCUGUGCCGGACUGCGAAGGUGCGUCAAGCAGCGACUGUGUUUCUCCCAACUUCAGUACCAGAAACGUUAAUGACGAUGAGAGUGACGAACACGAUGUGCUUGAAAGCAUCUCAUCGUCCAGUAGGAGCGGGAGCGUCGGCAGGGGGAGGGGUGGGGGGCGGGGGCGGAAACGCAGAGGGGCAGCCGAGUCAUCACGUGGCCGCUCCGCUGGAGUCAAGAAGCGGAAGCAGCAGGUGACGACGUACCAAAGCCAGAUAUCGCCGGACCAGAACGGAAUCAAGCUGCGGAUCAAGAUGUCGUCGAGGACGGCGUCUGUGGCGCCGACCCGGAGAAAGGAGCGCAGUAGGAAGCGCAAGGUUAAACGGAACUCGUCGACGGAUGACGAAGCGAGCGAGGGUGAGGCCAUUGCUUCUCGGUGGCAGCCUGAGCCUGAGUCGCUUGAAGAGGAGGAGGAGAUCCAGGGAGAGCAAAGUGUGUGGGGGGAGAGGUUUCCCACCAACGUGCUCAAGAGGAUAUUUAUGAUGCUGACGUACGAAGAAGGCUGCAUGCCCUUCCUCCUAAGGAUGUCUAGGGUGUGUCAGCUGUGGCGUAAUGUCUCUCUCUCCCCAUCGCUGUGGCACACCGUGGACUUGUCAGGGCUGUGGGUCAAAGAACGUUACCGCAACUACGAAACUUUCAGAUGGCUGUGUGAAAACAGACUGACGAGGGUCCAGGAACUUUCUGUUGGGGGCUGGAAGUACAUCACCAUCAACUUUGCGCUGGAGAGCAUCUGCCACAACUGCACGGAGCUGACGGGGCUGGGGCUGAACGGGUGGGAGGGCCUGACGGCGGACCACGUCAAGUACCUCAUCGCCAACUGCCCCGGGCUGGCGCGCCUGGACCUUUCCAGCAUCAAUCCGGAGAGUGCCAACAGCCGUGGUGCGUUGUCACUCGGCUCGCUCACCCACCUGGCCCAGGAGAUGGGCGAGAGACUAACCCACCUGGUGCUGGCGGACAACACUUUGUCGGGCCUGCCACAGAUCAUCAAUGCGCUCGCUACAUACUGCCCAGGUCUGCAAGUGCUGGACUUGUCAAACUUGCGCACGUACACCACUGCACACCUGCACAUUGAGAGGCUGCAGGAGGGCUGCCAGAACCUGAGGGUGCUCAGGAUAACCAACAGCACGGUGUGCUUGGCGCAAGCCACCCUUCAGGAGCAGGCGGCGGCCCCGGGCUUCCCGGCUCUGGAGGAGCUGAGCGCGGCGGGGCUGGGGGGCAACGUGCUGUGUUCCAACCCCGUCAUGGACGACAGCUCUAUCGAGAGGAUCCUGAAGAACUCGUACAAGCUGCGGCUGCUGGACGUGAGGGGAGGGGCGCGGGUCACGGACUCCAGCCUGGUGCGGGUCCCCGCCUGGGACCUCGAGCACUUGUUCCUCUCGGGCUGCUGCAUCACGCGGGGGAUUGACUCGGGGCUGGAGCUGGUGGUGCAGAAGUGGAGCCACAGCCUGAAGGAGGUGGACCUGGCGUGGAGCACCGCGACGGCGGCCCUGGACAGCGCCGUGCAGGCCUUGGCAGAGCGCGGCGAGGAGUCUCCGCUCAGGAUACUGAACCUGUGCGGGUCGUCGGUGAGCCUGGGGCCGGUGAAGGAAGUGCUGACCAAGUGCCCGCACCUCGGCUCGCUGAACCUGUCGUCGUGCCGAGCCCUGCCGCGCGGCAUGAAGCGCCUGUACGAGGGGCCUGAGGAGGUGGCCGAGCUGCGCAGCUCCUUCGUGGCGGGGGAGGCGGGGGCCAGCCCGGAGCAGGAGCGCGAGAGGAACGGGCGGGUCGGCGCCGAGCUGAUCCUCGCGACGGGCGACGUCUCCGGCGUGAGGGAACACGGUGGGGCGGAGGACGAUGCCGUCGUGCAGGUGGGUUGAGUCCCACCUUGCUGUCUCUGUGCCAUUCUCUCUUACGAGGUCCACUACCUUUCAUCGAGGACGGAGGGGGAAAGUUGUGAAUCCAAAUUUUGCACAGUUUUAUGAAUGAGUAAGUGUGUUGGUCAUUUCAGUUGUCAUCGAAAAUAAAAUAAAAAAAAUACUCGGUCUCAUUGCCACGACGAAUUGCGGUCAGUCGUUUUGGCCAUGUUCUCAUCGACUGUGAGGAAAGAAGGCUGUUGUCCGUGAUUCCAGCUCGGUCGCAAGUUUCGCACGAACACUAUGUCAACCUGCGAAAGCUGCCUUGUGAUAGUGCAAAUUGUCAAUUGUUGCCAAGAGUCGCGAUGCUCCGAACUGUCAUCCUCGUGAAAGUGAAUAAAGGUCGAUUGUGUUGCUUUGUAAAAAAAUUUUAUUGGUGCAUUCUGUGUCGUAUUUUUACAGAUGUUUCUUCAUCAUUGUUGGUAAUUGUAACAUUAUGAACCAGGUGUAGAGUGCAAAAAUAAACUUUUUGAUGAGGUUCAAAAGAACCAAAUGUUAGGACCUUUGCAUCAAGCAUGUGGAACAUAGCAGCUAAAGCUAAUAUGUUAAAAUUAAUUGAUGAUUUGAAAGCAUGAUGACGAAUGGUUGUGAAUUUAAUUUUUCCCUCAUUAAUGCAACUAGUUGAGUGUUUGCUCAAGUCAGUGUUUGCUGGUAUGUUAUGUAUGGGAAGUUUCAAAUUAGCAAAUUACUUGUGACAGCUGGUUUCUAUCUGUACAUGUAAUUUAACUCACGUGGUGAGACACUGCACCUUGGAGCCAUUCAAGGGAUAUAUAUUUCCCUAAACCUUUCUCUAAAUAGUUGAAUAAGCCAUCAGUUGAACUGCCAAAUGGAUCAUUGUAUGUAUAAGAAUUUUAAUGAGUUGUUGCUGCAUUAUUUUCCAUAAAAUAAAUGUUAUGCAUAUGUAUAUUUUUAAAAAUAAUUAAUCAUUUUAUGUAUAUACUUUUUAUAAUGAUUUAUUUACAGGACUAUGACUGUUAUACAAGUAAAGUAAUGGUUUUAUGAAAAUCAAGUGUAAAAUGGUAAUGACUAAUGAGUUACUGAAUGCAAAAUAUAAUACAUACACGAAUACGUACAUGUAAACACAUGACUAAAAUGAUAAUUGUAAAUGAAGUAUUUGUGUCUAUCUGACAGUCAUUUAUCAUAUCUAUGUAAGAAUUGGUAAAUAGUGAAGAAGUUCUACAUUUUUUUUGCAGACACAUUGAUUUUCAGAAAUUUGACCAAUUUUUCGGUUUUUAGAAGAUAUAAGCGGGUGAACAGGAAAAUUGCAGCAUUUUCUCAUGUUAAUAUAAAUAGGAUAAUUGCUAUAAUUUUCGCAAUGGUAAUCCAGAGUACAUAAGAUUAGUUCGGAGUGCUGGUUCCUGAAAAUUAUAUUUUGCUCCAUGCUAUAUGACAUGCAUUUUGCUCCAUGGAAAGAUGAGAUGUACUCGCAUGUUCCCAACAGUUUUUCUUGCGAUAGUGCAAAUCAAAUAUCUUUGUCAUUAUCUGAAGUCUUUUUUUUCUAAUAAAAUUCAAGAGACUUGUAUGUAACCAUAAGUGAUGGUAUUAAUGAAAUUAUUUGUGUUAAGGCAUACUUAUUCAUAGUUAUAAUUUUUUUUUAAUACAAAAUCUUUUAUAUGUGUCUCGUCACUUUACAUAUGUGAUUUACUGAUUUGUGCUUGUCUUAGUUUUUUUGUAGAGCUGGGCGGGAUCCCAGUUUUUACAGAAAAACCAGGACCUUGUCUUCCCUGAAAAACCUGGGAACGUAUCUUUCCCAAAACGUUGGGCGAGAAAUUACUUUUUCCUGUUUCCUGAUUAUAUUCCAGUAGUAUUCGUGUCCAUGUGCCAAACCCUAUAUUAAAAAAAUUUUUCAAAGAAAUAACUGCACUUUUUACCUAAUCCAAUACAUGCACACAAUUGAUAAUUCAUCAUUUUCAGCAGUUAAAACUCAAAUGGUUAAUGGUGCCGUAAAAAAUAUUUAACUGAACGGUUGUAAACAAGCUCUUUAUUUAGCAUUUGAAAUCAACAUCAAAUAAUCAGUUAUUUCUCUAUUGUCACUAAACUGAAGCAGAAGCAAAUCUCAUCCAUGAUUAAUAAUACCAAUAUUAAACAUAUUAAAUGCAUAAGAAACAGUUAUUUCUUGUUUCUUUCAUUUCACAUUACCAGUAUCCAAAAAAUAAACAAAAAUGACUACAGCCAUGGACAUCAACAGAAAAAACAAGAACCGUUAUGCUAUGGACAAAAUGUGAACACAAUUUUUAAAUGUAUAGUAAUGAUAAAUCUACCAGUAUUUUCACUCAUUUGGAUCUGCAUUUAUCUAUGACACUAUAGAUGUUGUGCCUUGCAUUGUGAAAGCAACAUAAACAAAAGUAAAUGUAAAUAAAAGGGCCAGAAUCAAGUAGAAAGUCACUGUAAUUGUGUCUAUAAAGGCUAGUCCACAUACCUCGUCCUCGGACAGUGGUCCGCGGACGCCCAACGUCCGCGGACGAAUGCACACAUAUGUGCUGUCUACAUGCUGCUGGUCCGAAGCAGGUCCGAAGUGAAGCUUAGCAGUCGUAACACCAGAGUGCAGUAAAUGUGCGAGGCAUUUUCUUUUGUCUACAUCGAGUUGUUUUCAUUUAAAGUUGUCUGCUAGAUUUACAUAUGCAUAGUUUAUUUUGUUUCAAUUGUUUUGAAAUUUAAGUUUGCAGGUUAUAUUUUGUACAUUAAUUUUGACAAUAUGUUAAAUAAAUAAAUAUUACAACAUAAUAUAAUUGAGCUUUUAUCAUACGUGGCACAAUAUUAGGUGAAUUAUUGCCUAAGCAGUUUUAACGUCAGACGAAUCUUCAUAUAGUUUUCAAGACGUCUGUAUGUAAAACCACAGUGUAAAACAAAGAAAAUGUUAACAAACAUUAACCUCAAGUCGUUCUCUUCGCGACCAACUCUUUUUUUAUUUCAGGUCAAAUUGCUCCCAACUCUUUCAACUCCCGCGAGUCAAACAAAUCUCUGACUCGUCCGCGGAUUAAAAGUUAAAAAUUGCGAAUGAUCUUUGACAUUGGGACAUUGGGACACUGGGACGUGACGUCAGAGGGUCACGUGCACCAAUCAGCAGUUAGCUGUCCGCGGACUACGGUCCGAGGACGAGGUAUGUGGACUAGGCUUAAUAUUGCCAAAUGGGUACGUGGUGGUCGUGAGUAACAAAAUGAGCGAAUAACUUAAGUUAACAGUAUAAAUAUAAGCUAAUAUUUUCACUAUUUCACAAAUUAAUUUUUUGGUUUGAUUACCCUAUCAUAAAAUUAAAUAAAGUUUGCCUUAAUUCUGGUAUUUUACAGUCUUUGAAAAUUACCUGCCUUUUAACAAUGUGCAAUCACUAGAUUUGGUCCGACACAAUAAAAACAGCAAAAAUUUUCCUCUAUAAUUAUACAAAUUUUUGAAAUUUAUAACCUCGUAUAAUUCUCACUCAGUCCCAUUGUUUUUCCCGCAUGAGGAUUUUUUUCCCUUACCGAAAUUUUCCCAAAUCAAUAUCUUUAUCUUGCCCAGCGCUAGUUUUAUGGCAUUAAGUUAUUUUAAGAUCACUGUUUUAAAUUCAGUGUAAUAUAUUUUUUUUUUUAUGUGUGCACUAGCUAAGAUUUAUUGUUUUCAUGAAAUUUAGUUGAUUAAAUUUAAUAGGCAUAAUAGAUUAUCACUUUAAAAAAAAUUCUUUACCGAUAUGUAUUUUUAAUGAUUUUAGGAAACUUUUAAAAAAUUCUUAAUGAAUUCUGUUUGUGAUAAAAUCAUAAAACUAAACUAACACGGAAGGCUGCUGUGUAGGACUUAAUUUUCUUUAGAUGCUAGACUAUAUUCUCAGGACUUUACCAUGAAAUAAAAUGUAGAAUUUGGUCUGGUCUGGGACAAUGCAAGUGAGAGCCUUAUGCUCAAAUCUUCUGGGCAGUACAGUUUCUUCUGACUGGCAACAUUGAAAUUAACCACAUCAGCUACAAAAUAAAUAGUUUAUAAUAUUUUAAGGUUUAGAGAAAUCUGUGUGAGGUCAAUGUUUAUGCUAGUUUCAACGAAAUACAGUAUGUCCAUAAAACACUGUCCCAGUUAUAAAUUUUAAUAGUAUCAACUUUAAUAGUUGUAGUGUGUUGGUUCAAGGUCACAAUUAAAGAGUAACUCAAACCGUUUUAGAUAAGCACAUACGUGAGUACUGCUUUGUUUUUUUCUCACUUGCAGUGCCACCUACACAAAAUGGUGACUCCUAAGCAUAAUUUCUUCAAUUAGUCGAGGGUAAACCUAUAAACUUUAAUUGUCAACAGGUCGGAGCCUUUCCUAAGGGGAAUCUCUUUGUACGAGAGUGGUUGAACGUUAGAAAGUCCCUGACCGUUGGAUUGGUCGUAAUGGUCGAGAUGACAAAGCUCUUUUUCGCUGGCUCCUAAGUUCACCUGACAAAGUCAUGUUAGUUUUUCACCUUUGAAGCUUUAUAAAAGAUUGGUCUACAUUGCCAGAGUUGAGACACAGAAUUGAAGAGGCUAUUGCUUCCAUUACUCUGGGCUUGUAAACCAGUGGAAAGAAGUGGACUUUAGGUUGGAUGUGUGCCGUACAACUAAAGGUGCACAUGUUGAACAUUUGUAAGAAAAACUAGGUUAGUUAACCUUCAAUUUGAUGUAUUAUUUGUUGUAAAUAGUAUAAAUUGAACUGUUAAAAUAUACCAUUGAAACUGGGACAUUAUUUUAUGGACAGCUUGUAUAUUGGAUUGCAGUGUCAAGCUGGACUCCGGCUGGUUUUAUUUUUAAGUAAGAAUACACAUUAAAUUAAUGGUAACGUUAAAUCUGAGGUGAUUCUUUUUCCUGACGUUUGAGAAUGAGCUGCUAUUGUCAGAUGCUGGCAUUCACAUGUAAUUUUUUUUUGUUAAAACAUGUUUGAGAGGUCUUGAAAUAGAUGUUUUUAAGCUAUCUUAACUGCCACUUUUUUUAGCCACAGAAAUUUUGUAUCAAAUGCAUUUUAUCAGCUGAUUGGCUGUGGGCUUUUUUAUGUAAAAAGAAUAUAGCCUAUUACUGAGGAUAAUGUGCAAGAUAUUCAGAUGAAAUGUUUGAUUUUUACUGGUGUACAUUCACCAAUAUUCAUAAUUGAUCUCUUGAUACACGAGUUUUAUGGCUCGUUUCAUUCUUACAACUACUUUAUAUACGUACCUAUUUUUCCAACUAAUGCAUGUUAAAUAGUGACACAAUUUUUCUCUGAAUAAAUUAAAGUGCUAUAGAUAAUGUGCAAAAUGCACCAUGCAUCUGUUAUUAUUUGUGUGCAGGAGUUAUGUAGUUCAUAAUAUUGAAGCCACCAUAUUUACUUGCAUUAUAUUUACAAAGAAUAAUAAAAAAAAGAUACAAAGAUUAUGCAAUGGAAAACAAAAUCUUAACUUACAAAUGUCUUGAAAAGCAACUUUUAGAAACUCUUGGUUGAAGGAGACAACAAGUACAAUGGCAUCUUCCCUGCAGGCUAAAUAAAAAAUUCCACAACAGUGUUUGGAAUUUCUAACCAUUACACUUUGCAUGAAAUUGGAAGUAAAUUUCUUUUAUUAAAAUUAGUAUGUUUUGCUUUUCCCGCUUGCUGCUGUAACGAGUUGCUGUUUCACCAAAUCAUAUACGAACCUACAUUGUCAAGUACCAUGAUAGAGACAGGUUGCACAGGAAAAACCGUGCACAGCUGUCCAUUUGGCAACAGUGCAGCUACGGAAGGAUCAACACCCUUCAACCUUUCCCUCGGCCACUGCCACCUGACAGGGAGUAGGUGUAGCGUCUGUGGGUCAGGUGGGGAACAUUAGGUGCAACUUUUUUUAGUGUGAGUCGUGCCGAACAUUAAUAGGAAAAAAAAAGCAGUGAAUAGCACUUGGCUUUAUCUAAAUAUGGAAGAAGUGGAAUAUACGCAGUACCUCAAAGAACAGCUGAUGUUUUGUACAGAUGGUGAUCAAACCUCAAAGACUUAUAUUGUUUACAGCAACAGCUGUAUUCUCUGUUUCUCCCUGGAUUGUUCAAGAUUACUUACAUGUUUAUUUUGUUUUUAAAAUUCUGAGGACGUGGGUACGGACAUACGGUGGCUUUAGUGCUUAUGCUAGUAAAUAUGGUGCAAAUGCAUGAUUGUUGGAAGUAAGUGGAAUGGCUAAGGUAAAAUUACGGUGCAAGAUUUUUUUUCCAUGAGGUUUUCAGGAAAUGAAAAUCAAAUACAUAAUUUUGAAUUGAUCUUAGCCCCAGUCUCCAGAGCUGUUUCACAUUCUUAUGUAAGUUAUUGAAGAUAAUUUUGAAUUCAGGCAACAUUUGAAUGCAAUUCAAUGAAUGGAUUACGAGUGCUUCGGUGUAAAAUGAUGGAUCUCUUUAGGUUAUUCCACAAGUUCUUAGAUUUUAACAUGUUAAACUAUGCCGUGUCUGUCAGUGGGUUAUGGUUUUACAAUUAGGUGAUGAGUUUGGAUUCUCUGUUAGUGGUGGAAGUCUUAUCCAUUGGAAUAAAAAAAUUAUGAAAUGAUAACAAUACAUAUAACUAUUUAUUUUUAAAAUACAUAGUGUGUAUUGUUAAAAUCAAAGUACGUUAUUAAUACGUAUGAAAAUAUUAAUUUCUGGAAAUGUAAUAUUAUUGCCUAGAUGGAUAUUAGCUUACAGAAGUAGGUUUACUUAGUUAUAGUGCAAAAUAAAAUAUAUUUAUUUUUGAAAUAUAUAUUAGUAUGAUUAUUUAUUAUUUUAGUCUUUUUUAAAAAUUUCCAAUACACUUGUAUUACAUUACAGUAAUCAUUUUCAAGUCAUAUGAUUCUAUGGUACCAUUUUAUGUUUUAUUUUAUGGCAAUAAUCCACACUUCGCAUUUUCCAGCUACGCAGAGCCAAAAAAAGAAAUGAAAAAGUAUUGUAUUUUCUAAUCAACAAUUAAUAAAUGAAAAAUAACCAAAUAAAUUAUUUGUGACUGUUACUAGAAACGCUCAUUAUUCCUUGUUUCUGUCACAUGUUUCCAGAUUAUCUAUUUAGAAUUUAAAAUUUAUUUGCAUACUUUUUAUUUUAUAUUUUAUAUACAAAUAUAGAUUUAAAAAAAAAUGGAAUAAGGAAAAAAAAUCUGGUGGCCUAAAUCACAACUUCCCAAUCCAUUUCCCAAUUUUGUUUAUGAUUCAUGGUAUAUCCAUAUCUAUAGUAUUUGGAUUUUUUCAUUUUUUGUUUUGUUUUUGAGAUUGUUGCAAAGAAAUUUAUAAUGUGCAAGUCCUUAAUUUUUAACUUGUACUGAUUUUUAGGUUUUUGAUACUCUACUUUUUUUUACAGAUUAUUUAUUAUGCCUGCUGGCUUGUGUUCAUUAGUUUGUUAUCCCAAUUAAAUGCAAAUGUCGGAGCAGUUCCUAGCGUGUGCCUUGCAGCCUACCCUCACCAUUGGUUGUUCAUUGUGCAUAGAAAGCAGAUGAACUCAGCUGUUUAUGACAUACUUACAUGGAGAUACCAUCAAUACAAAGUUUCAAUAUUUAUUUUGUACCUACAAGGUUUUAAUAUAUUUCAGUCACAACACUGCUUGCUUUAAAAAUAAUAUAUUAUUUUGCAAAUUUUUAAUCCUUUUAUUUAUUUCUGUUAUAAUUUGUGAAGAUAUAUUUGGUGCAGUGGUGAUAUUUGCAAGAUGGCACCAAAAUAUGUGUUAAAAGAAAAUAGAAUACAAUCAAGUAGAAUUUAUUUAUUGAAUAUUCACAGAAUAUAUUUAUUAGACAGUAAUAGAUAGAUUGAUAUAUCAUAUUCAUUGUUUAUGCUUGCUUAUGCAAUGAAUUUGUGUCUCGACAAUCAUGUUAUUCUGAAAAUUCCACAAUUGCUGUUUUUGUAGGUUUUCUUGGUGCUUAUCCAGCAGAAUGUAACACUGUCACAAAAGUGUAAAUCAGUGGUACAGGUAGAUUAUUAAGUUAAACAUAAGUCAUUGUAUUGGUGCAAGAGAUGGCAUGCAUGCAUUAAAUUGCUGGUUCUGUGCAGAUUUUUCCAAUUUUAAACAGUAUUAAUGGUUGGUGCAGUGUCUCACUAAAUUGUUAUUACAUACUUUUUAAUAAGUUAAAUGCUGUAAGUAAAAUCUAAAUUUUGAAAUACCUAUGUUUUAAAAUUUAACAAAAUUUUGAUUUGUAAGUCAUUGAUUUUAUGAAUUGUGACAAUUUUAUAUGAUGAUAAUAUAUGCUCAGUGAAAUAUUCUGUUAAUUUUUAAGUGAGCAUUUAUAAUGUGAAUAUGCAAAGUUGUUUUCAUUGCAAGCACAAAUGCUCACUGUGUGUGGUAUCUUUAAAAAGUUGAAGGAAUGCAAACCAUAAUAUUGGUGCAUCUAAAAAAUACAAAUAUUACUGUGAUGCUCAAGAUUUACGAAGAAUUUUUUUUUGUAAUUUCAUCAAUUGUGUUUUUAUAAGCAGUCAAGCAGUGGUACCUGUUUUACGAGAUAUUGCUUAAUGCUUAUAUUGCAAGAUGCUUGGGAGGCAAUUAGACUGAUUGAUUUUAAUUUAAAUAAAUCUGAAGAACUCUAAUUUGAA
Bacillus rossius redtenbacheri is the source of this 11128-nucleotide messenger RNA. RefSeq names its product F-box/LRR-repeat protein 6 (gene Fbl6). Lineage: Eukaryota; Metazoa; Arthropoda; Insecta; Phasmatodea; Bacillidae. Bases 235 to 2652 code for a protein of 805 amino acids. The transcript has 9 exons. Gene Ontology annotation, cellular component: SCF ubiquitin ligase complex. Gene Ontology annotation, molecular function: protein binding. Gene Ontology annotation, biological process: SCF-dependent proteasomal ubiquitin-dependent protein catabolic process. The record is from RefSeq and is a predicted model, not a curated record.